UACGGUUCUUUCCAUAUGUAGAGUUUAAUGAUUCUAACCUAUGAUUUCACACAAAGUGUAUGAAGUGCGUGUAUAUAAUUAUUUUGUAUUAUUUAAACACGAUUAAAACGAGAAAUAUCAAAAUACUGAAUAUAUAUUAUAAACAUUAUAAUAUUAUUAUUUUUUUUCUAAUAUAUACAUAUAUUUCUAAUCACAUUGAACAUUGUUUGAUCGCAAUAAAAAAAUGGGAAGCAUAAUAGGCAUACGAUUUUGUGGUAAUAUUCAGUUAAGAAAUUAUGCAAUGGUCUCAACAUUAAGAUCAAUAAAAAGCUGUAUAUAUCACUGUUUAUUAAAUAAAGAGAUGCAUCAUCUUAAGAACCAGCAAAGAUUUCUACGGAUCAUUCAGCAUUGUGAUAUUUUAAAUAUCUCAUUUGCCAAUUGUGUCAAAAUGAAUAAUUCGAGAGAUUUUUCUAUGACCUGUGUAUUAACAAAAGGCAAAGAUCGUGGCAAGGAUAAAAAGAAGCAGAAGGCGCAGCAUAUUGAUUAUAAUGAGAUGGAACAAGUUGUUGAUGUCAAUAAGCUAACAUCUCAAUUGGAAAAGACUAUUGAAAUCUUGAAAAAUGAUUUCGUCAAGUACUUGUCAAUGAGAUCGACUGUGGGUGCUAUUGAGGAAUUAUCUGUCAAGUUUGAGGGAAAAGAUUAUACAUUGCAAGAGCUCGCGCAGAUUAGUCGUAAGCCUAAACUCAUAGUAUUGAAUGUAUCUACUUUUCCACAAGCUAUUCCAAAUAUUUUGACAAGUCUCUCAAAAAAUCAAAUGAAGCUAAAUCCGCAACAAGAUGGGACUACAAUUUAUGUUCCCAUUCCCAAAGUAACAAAAGAGCACAGAGAAAGCUUAUCUAAAAAUGCAAAGAGCUUUUAUACAAAAUGUUGCGACAAUAUUAGAGAAAUACGCAACAAGCAAAUUAAGGCAGUAAAACAGAAAGAAGGAUUAGCCAAAGAUUUAACAUUUAGGAUAGAGAACUAUAUAGAUAUUCUUAGUAAUCAAUAUGUAAGUAAAGCUAAACAAUUGCUGGAAACCAAACAGAAAGAAUUGUUAGGUGAUUCUGAAUAAGCUUCUCUAGAUUUAACUAUUUGUACUUUUAAGAAUAAAUUAUUAUAUUGUUAAUUGCUGCAUGUAUAAAAUAUUUAAUUAUACAAUAAAAGAAAAAAGCGACACAUUUAUAUGUACUCAUUUGCAUAAUGUAUAUAAUUUUUUUAUUAGGUUUUUUAAUAUAUAAUGUGAAAAAUAAUUUGAUGGAAUUAUAAUGAUAUAAUUAAAAAGAAAAUUUAUAUUGCUGUUGAAGAUAUAAGUGUAAUAUGUUUUUUAAGACAAUAAUGUCUUAUGUGAAUCAUAUUGUUACAAUAAUAAUUUUAUAAAAAUGAUUAACAAUAAGAUUAUGAAGCUCUACUUGAAUUUUAGAAAAUUGAUAUUUAUUUAAAUUGUUGUAAUGUAUAUUCUGAUUAUACAGAUUUGUUGAAAAAGGAUGCUUAAUGAUAAGUGAUCAAUUAAGUAUGUGCGAAUAAAAUUUAGAUUUUUUAAA
Cataglyphis hispanica is the source of this 1559-nucleotide messenger RNA. It is a transcript of the gene mRRF1, whose product is annotated as ribosome-recycling factor, mitochondrial. NCBI's taxonomy places the organism in Eukaryota, Metazoa, Arthropoda, Insecta, Hymenoptera, Formicidae. The record is from RefSeq and is a predicted model, not a curated record. Gene Ontology annotation, biological process: translation. The transcript is spliced from 2 exons. Bases 224 to 1090 code for a protein of 288 amino acids. Gene Ontology annotation, molecular function: ribosomal large subunit binding. Gene Ontology annotation, cellular component: mitochondrion.